AUGUGGGGGUGCCUGCUCCUGUGGCCCCCGGUGCUGGGGCUUGGCCCAGUGGGUAGCACUCAGACCCCCAGUGUCUAUGAUGAGCUUGUGAGCACCGGAGGUGCCAGUGCCACAGCACCCCCGCUCCCGGUCCACCCCCUCAGCUUCCCAGGACAGGUCUGUGCAAACGACAGCGACACGCUGGAGCUCCCAGACAGCUCGCGGGCGCUGCUGCUGGGCUGGGUGCCCACGCGGCUGGUGCCCGCCCUGUACGGGCUGGUCCUGGCGAUCCGGCUGCCUGUCAACGCGCUGGCACUGUGGGUGCUGGCCACGAAGAUGCCGUGGCUGCCAUACACCGUGCUGCUCAUGAACCUGGCAGCCACUGACCUGCUGCUGGCCCUGGCGCUACCCCCGUGGGUCACCUACCACCUGUGGGACCAGCACUGGCCCUUUGGUGAGGCCGCCUGCCACCUGAACACAGCCACGCCCUACGGCCACAUGUAUGGCUCUGUGCUGCUGCUGGCCGCCGUCAAUCUUGACCGCUACCUGGCCCUGGUGCACCCUCUGCAGGCCCACGCCCUGGCGCUGCCCCUGGCCCUGCAGCAGCAGACCUUCCGGCUAUCGUACUCUGGCCAUAAGCUCUGCCACGACGCGCUGCCCCUGGACGCCCAGGCCUCCCACUGGCAGCCGGCCUUCACCCGCCUGCCGCUGCUGGCCAUGCUGCUGUGCGACAGGGCCACCCUGCGCACCCUGAGUGCUGCCCGCCAGCGCUACGGCCCUGCGCGGAAGCUGGCCGCACCAGCGCUGGCCUCAGCCCUGGCUUUCUUCGCACCCAGCAACGUGUUGCUGCUGCCGUGCUACUCAAAGCCCAGCCCGGACGCCUGGGGCAACCUCUACGGCGCCUACGUGCCCAGCCUGGCACUCAGCCCCCUCAACAGCUGCGUGAACCCCUUCGUCUACUACUACGUGUCAGCUGAGUUCAGGGACAAGGUGUGGGCCAGGCUCUGCCGCCGGCCACUGGGGGGCACGUGGCCUCCAAGGCCUCCGGGGAGGGGGGGCAGCUGCAACACAGGCACCCACUCCUCCUCACUCCUCUAG
Lemur catta (Ring-tailed lemur) is the source of this 1077-nucleotide messenger RNA. It is a transcript of the gene F2RL3, whose product is annotated as F2R like thrombin or trypsin receptor 3. Gene Ontology annotation, cellular component: membrane. NCBI's taxonomy places the organism in Eukaryota, Metazoa, Chordata, Mammalia, Primates, Lemuridae. Gene Ontology annotation, molecular function: thrombin-activated receptor activity. Bases 1 to 1077 code for a protein of 358 amino acids. Gene Ontology annotation, biological process: thrombin-activated receptor signaling pathway; positive regulation of Rho protein signal transduction; blood coagulation. The record is from RefSeq and is a predicted model, not a curated record. The transcript is spliced from 2 exons.